Messenger RNA from Grammomys surdaster, 1458 nucleotides. Its product is annotated as sodium- and chloride-dependent transporter XTRP3B. The annotation marks the transcript as partial. Gene Ontology annotation, molecular function: L-proline transmembrane transporter activity. The transcript is spliced from 9 exons. The record is from RefSeq and is a predicted model, not a curated record. Gene Ontology annotation, biological process: sodium ion transmembrane transport. NCBI's taxonomy places the organism in Eukaryota, Metazoa, Chordata, Mammalia, Rodentia, Muridae. Gene Ontology annotation, cellular component: plasma membrane.
AUGGAAUCACCUUCAGCACAUGAGAUCUCCCUGCCAGAGGAUGAAGAGCUACAGCCCUGGGGAGGCUCUGGAGGCCCUCCUGGUCAGCAUCCAGAAAGACCGAGGUCAACAGAGUGUGCCCAGCCUGGGGUUGUGGAGAAGGUGCGGCCAAAGUGGGGCAACCCCCUGGAGUUCCUACUUGUCUGUGUCUCCUAUGCCGUGGGCCUGGGGAACGUGUGGCGCUUCCCCUACCUGUGCCAGAUGUACGGCGGAGGGAGUUUCCUGGUCCCCUACAUUGUCAUGCUCAUUGUGGAGGGGGUACCACUCUUGUACCUGGAGCUGGCCGUGGGGCAGCGCAUGCGGCAGGGCAGCAUUGGUGCCUGGAGGACCAUCAGCCCCUACCUGAGCGGUGUCGGCAUUGCUAGCUUGGUGGUCUCGUUUUUGGUCUCUGUGUACUACAAUGUCAUCAACAGUUGGGCUCUCUGGUACCUCUUCCACUCCUUCCAGGAUCCCCUGCCGUGGUCUGUCUGCCCACUGAAUAGUAACCGCACAGGCUACAAUGAGGAGUGUGAGAAGGCUACGUCCACACAGUACUUCUGGUACAGGAAAACACUCAACAUCUCACCAUCCAUCCAGGAGACUGGAGGAGUGCAGUGGGAGCCGGCGCUGUGCCUCACCCUGGCCUGGCUGAUUGUCUAUCUGUGCAUCCUACGGGGCACUGAGUCAACGGGCAAGGUGGUCUAUUUCACCGCAUCAAUGCCUUACUUCGUGCUCAUCAUCUACCUGGUGCGGGGCCUCACACUCCACGGAGCCACCAAUGGCCUGGCAUACAUGUUCACACCCAAGAUUGAGCAGCUAGCCAACCCCAAGGCCUGGAUCAAUGCAGCCACACAGAUCUUCUUCUCACUGGGCUUAGGAUGUGGCGGCCUGAUCGCUUUUGCCAGCUACAAUGAACCCUCCAACGACUGCCAGAAGCAUGCUAUCAUCGUGUCUGUCAUCAAUAGUACUACAGCCAUAUUUUCCAGCAUUGUCACCUUCUCCAUCUAUGGCUUCAAGGCCACCUUCAACUAUGAAAACUGCUUAAACAACAUCCUCACCCCUCUGACUGACAGCAAGGUCAUCUCCAGCUACCUGCCCAAGGAGGCCAUUUCAGGUCUGGUGUGUCUUAUCAGCUGUGCCAUUGGCAUGGUGUUCACCAUGGAGGCUGGAAACUACUGGUUUGACAUAUUCAAUGACUUUGCAGCCACUCUGUCCCUGCUGCUCAUUGUGCUGGUGGAAGUCAUAGCUGUGUGCUAUGUGUAUGGGCUGAAGAGAUUUGAAGGUGACCUUCGAGCCAUGACUGGCCGCACCCUCAACUGGUACUGGAAGAUCAUGUGGGCACUCGUGAGUCCACUGCUCAUUAUUGGCCUCUUUCUCUUCUACCUGAGUGACUACAUCCUCUCGGGGACGCUGCAGUACCAAGCCUGGGACACUACUCAG